AUGAGGUUCGAUUUCGCCGCAGGGGUAGCGCUUGCCUGGACGCUCGUUAGUCCAAUGGCAUAUGCCAUGGCUGUACCUCGCACGAAUUCAUCGACUAAUUCAGACUCUGGACUUCUCUCGGUGUUGUCCCAAGCUGUUGGUGAUCUGUCAGUAGGACAAAAAACUUCGGAUACUGCGUCCUCGAUAUUGUCAUUGCUCGACAACCAGGCAGAUACUCCGAACAGCGCAGCAGAUGUUGGAUCCGUAAAGGAUGCGCAUGACAAAAUCAGUCAGGUUUACUCGUCUGUGGACAAAGACUCGGAUAGUCUCCUGCUGGAUCUCGUCAAAGGCCUGGUAGAGGGAGGAUUAAUUCCAUUGAAUCUAGUGAACCUGCUAGACGGGUACAUCAACAUCGACCUCAACUCAAUAUCCAACAAUAACCCUGCACCACCCUCGAAGCAAGAUCUAUACCCGAAAAAGCGAUCCGAUGAUGCGAUAUAUUCAAUCCCCGAGGAAAAGCUCCGGGCAGCCAUACAUAUCCCUGAUUCGUUCGCCUGUGGAAAGAACGGGAAAAAACCAGUAAUCCUGGUGCCAGGAACUGCAGUCCCUGCUGGUAUGACCUACCAUUUCAGCUUCAGUCAGUUGGGUAAAGCUCUCCCUAAAGCGGAUAUUGUCUGGGUCAACAUUCCCCGGGCUUCGUUGAAUGACGCGCAAACAAAUGCCGAAUACGUCGCGUAUGCGAUCAACUACAUCUCCGCCGUCAGCUCCGAUUCCAACGUGGCGGCCAUUUCGUGGUCUCAGGGUGGACUGGAUGUUCAAUGGGCAUUAAAGUACUGGCCUUCUACACGGGAUGUGGUGGAAGAUUUCAUCGCCAUCAGCCCAGACUUCCACGGCACAGAUCUAAGAUCGCUGGACUGCCCGUUACUGGACCCUCUUGUCUGCACACCAUCAAUCUGGCAACAAGGCCCGGAGACUGAGUUUAUUCAUACCUUGCAAUCCGAUGGCGGCAACUCGGCAUACGUCCCAACAACCACCGUGUACUCUACUUUCGACGAAAUCGUACAACCGAUGAGCGGACCCAACGCGUCAGCCAUCCUUUCCGACAUCCGCGACAUCGGGGUAACAAACAACCAUAUCCAAACGAUCUGCCCCAACCAGCCAGCAGGCGGGGUUUACCUUCAUGAAGGAGUAUUGUAUAACCCCCUCGCCUGGGCCCUAGCCGUCGACGCCCUCACCCACGACGGCCCCGGCGACCCCUCACGGAUCGACAUCGACACAGUAUGCGGGCAAAUCCUCGCUCCGCAGCUGCAGCUGGACGAUAUGCUUGGCACAGAGGGAAUUUUGCUGAUUGCGCUGGUGGAGAUUCUCACGUAUGAACCUAAAGUGGGACAGGAACCGUCUAUUGCCGGUUAUGCAUCAUGA
Aspergillus ruber CBS 135680 is the source of this 1401-nucleotide messenger RNA. RefSeq names its product putative lipase. The record is from RefSeq and is a predicted model, not a curated record. NCBI's taxonomy places the organism in Eukaryota, Fungi, Ascomycota, Eurotiomycetes, Eurotiales, Aspergillaceae. The transcript has a single exon. The coding region runs from base 1 to 1401 and encodes 466 amino acids.